This is a messenger RNA of Lolium rigidum, 1431 nucleotides long. RefSeq names its product nucleolar protein 10-like. Gene Ontology annotation, cellular component: small-subunit processome; 90S preribosome; nucleus. Gene Ontology annotation, biological process: maturation of SSU-rRNA from tricistronic rRNA transcript (SSU-rRNA, 5.8S rRNA, LSU-rRNA). Lineage: Eukaryota; Viridiplantae; Streptophyta; Magnoliopsida; Poales; Poaceae. Bases 1 to 1431 code for a protein of 476 amino acids. The record is from RefSeq and is a predicted model, not a curated record. The transcript is spliced from 10 exons. Gene Ontology annotation, molecular function: protein binding.
AUGUGGAAAAGGUAUGGCAGCCCAAUUUUAAAUAUCAAAUGGCACCAGUCACUUAAUUCUACUGAACCUAAAUUGAUAACUGCUGAUAAGCAUAUAGUACGGGUUUGGGAUCCUAAUACAGGAAAUAACAUGACUAGCAUCGAACCUGAUAAUGGUUCUAUCAAUGAUGUUUGCAUCUUCCCGAAUAGUGGUUUAAUGCUAUUAGCCCUGGACAACAGCCAGAUACCUGCCCACUUUAUUCCUGCACUUGGCCCUGCUCCAAAGUGGUGCUCACAUCUUGAUAACCUAACUGAGGAGAUGGAAGAGAAACAAGAAAACACAUUAUAUGACGGUUACAAGUUUUUGACUGAAGAAGAGAUGGAACGAUUGGGUCUCUCCGAGUACAAAAACAGUGAUCCUGUCAGAGCACAUUUACAUGGAUAUGUUAUACGCUACGAUCUAUAUAAGAAGCAACGGGCUAAACUUGAUAUUAUGGAUUAUGAGACUCUUCAAAAAGAGAUGAAGAAAAAUAAACUAGAUGCGCAAAGGAAAUCUCGUACAACGCAAGUUGUCAAAAUACCAAAGGUUAACCGGCAAAUGUUUGACAAUAUACUUGCAGAGGAAGAGGAAAUGGAUGCUGAUGUGGAUAAUGUUGAUAAAUCUAGCACCAGGAAGAAGAAAAGAAGAUUAGAAUUGACCAAGUCACUAUUGACAGAUCCGCGUUUCGAUGAAAUGUUUAAAAAUAAGGCCUACAAAGUCGAUGUAACCUCAAGAGAAUACCAAGUACUCCAUCCUCAAGUGGCUACAGUGGAUCCUCCUCUAGUUGAGGAACAUUUUGAUAGUGUCAGUGAGGACGAAGAGGAACAAGACGCUGGUUCUUCUGAUGAGUCUGACAGUGACAAUGACAUGCAUAAUUCAAAGCGUAUAAGGUUGUACGAAGUCAAGGAUGAUCGCCAUGCUGAUGCGUUCUUGAACAGUGUCUCCCUUGGCGGCGAGGAAGCUCGGCCCCUUGGAGAUAGGGUAGCUGCACUGGAAAGGCAGCAGAACUCCCGUGCACUUGAUAAGGUGAAGUACGGACCUGGCGGCUCACGAGAAAUCUCGUUCAUCGCUAGAAGCUCAAGAAGGCGCAACAACGAAGAAGAUGAACACAGCGAAGAAGAGGCUACAGCGGCAGAGGCGAGUUUGGAGGCGGAGGUCGUCGCCGCCGCCGCGAUGCUUUCCCUGUCGAGGGCGCUCGGGAGGCGGCUCUUCUCCUCCGCGGCAGCCGCGGCCGAAGGGGGCGCCGCCGCUUCGACGUCGGUGGUCAGGAAGGCGCAGAACCCCCUCGAGGAGUUCUUCGAGGUGGAGCGGAGCGCCGCAGACGACCAGGCCCGUCCCCACUACGGUACAUCCAGUCUCUCGCUCCGACUUCCAUAUAGUCUGCCUAGGCUGUUCUUCGCGGAUCUUCAAUGA